Puntigrus tetrazona (Sumatra barb) is the source of this 1746-nucleotide messenger RNA. RefSeq lists its product as uncharacterized. Gene Ontology annotation, biological process: transcription by RNA polymerase III. The record is from RefSeq and is a predicted model, not a curated record. Gene Ontology annotation, cellular component: RNA polymerase III complex. Bases 125 to 1288 code for a protein of 387 amino acids. Gene Ontology annotation, molecular function: DNA binding. NCBI's taxonomy places the organism in Eukaryota, Metazoa, Chordata, Actinopteri, Cypriniformes, Cyprinidae. The transcript has 9 exons.
CAUUUGCCUCGUCAUCCCAUGCAUUUCCUAAUCCGCCGGUGCAAACGACGUAUUAAAGGCUUUGUUUUGAUAGCUUAGGCUGCUAACAAAAUGGAGGCGCGCGCUUCUUGAACCGUGAUCUCGGAUGUCUGAACAUGGAGAUGGGGAUGCAGAAGCGAGCUCAUCCGCCACUCUCAGACCAUCUUUUGCUCUGGGGAGAGCGCUGCCCGGCCGAAUAUCUCUGAAUCCUCCUCCGCCAGGCAGACUGACCUCUCUGCGCUCCAGAGACCUGACUCUGGGAGGAUAUAAAAAGAAAACCUUUGUACCAAAUGUUCACUCUGUUCGCAAAACUAAAGAUGAGUUACAGGAGGAGAUGCACACUGCGCCGAAGAAAGAGAGAAGAGAGAGGGAAGACAGACAAAGAGAGAGACGCCGACGAGAAAAACCUCAGACCAUUCAGUCUCACUCCAUCUUUGAGCAGGGUCCAGCGGACACCUACAGGAAGCUGGGUAAUUGGAGCGGCUCAAACCUGAGCGACUGCGAUCCCGCACUCGUGACAAAAUGCAUUAAAAAGGAAAAGAACAACAUCGAGGAUGACGAUAAUGAAAUUUUACAAAAACUCCAACGAGACGACUUUUUGGACGAUCCCGGAUUAAAAAAUGAUCCCAAGCAACGACCAAUCAGACUCCCGCUCUAUCAGUCAUGCAACUUUUUGUCAACGGAUGCAGCGAGUUCGUUUAAAGAGGACACGGCGUCUGAUAAUGCUCUGAAAGUAGCCAAAGCCGAGCAGAAAUACCCUGUGCCAGCGAGGGGCGCGUCUGCAUGUCCGCAGCAGCCAACGGUCGGAGAACUUUUCCAACGGCUGAGCGUUUCGGAUAAGGAAGAACUGCUGUUUAUUCAACUUCCCGAUACCAUACCUGGUCAACCCAAAACCUUGAGCCCAGAGAAACCCAGAAAGGAAGGCAAGACUGAAGAUAAGCGUUCGUCACAAAUUAAAGCUCUGGAUCUGCCCGAGAAAGCCCCUGUACCUAUGCUGUCAGACUUCUCUGAGGGUCUGAUUGGAAAAUUGCAAAUCAGAAAGUCUGGUAAAGUCCAGCUGGUCAUGGGAAACGUUACAUUAGAUGUCUCAGAGGGAGCCGCCUUCUCUUUCCUACAGCAACUGGUGUGUGUGCGGAUGUCGGAGGGCCUGACCGGAGACAUGACUGUGCUCGGAAACAUCACACACAAACUGGUGUGUUCACCCGAUUUUGAGACUUUGCUGCAAGAAGCCAAACUGUCAUCUGACCCCGGCUCGGCUUCAAAGUCCUGAUUUUAUCCCACUAGAAUAUAUCGUUAUAUUUAAGUUUUUUUUUAUUUUUAUGUAAACAUUUUAAACGUGAAGUUAACGCCCUGUAGUUGACAAUUGCAUUAUAAGAUCAUAUUCUAAUAGAGACAACUUGAUUUGUAUUUAAAGAGAGAGUCCAUCUAAAAAUGCAAUUGUCAUUUACUCACUCUACGUGUUAUAAGAAAAAAGUUUUGAAAAAAAAAAAAAUAUCAUAACAUUUUUCCUCCAUAGAAUGUAACUAUCUGUAAUUCGGCACAGUUUACGGAAAAGAGCAGCUCGGACAUUCUUUAAAAUACCUGAAUUUGUUUUACACAGAAUGAAGAAAGCCGGUUUUGGAGAGGUUAAGUAAAGUAUUUUAAAAAUGUAAAUCUUUUGUAAAUAGCUCCUGUUGCUUUUAUAGAAAAUGUUCGUGUUUAUUUUGUAAGUAAAGACAUUGUACAAAA